CCUUCCCUUCCUUCCCACGGGCCAUGGCUGCCCAGAACUCUCUCAGCCUCUCUUUCUUUUUCUUUUUCCCCUCUCUCUCCUCUGGUUCUCACGGCAGCACACCUCUCUCUCUCUCUCUUCUUUUUUAUUCCUUCCACGCCGGCCACUUCCUCUCCGGACUCUCUCUCUCCCGCCGGCCUUCUCUCUCCGGGCUCUCUUCCCCUCUCUCUCGGUUGUACGGCGGAGACACUAAAAAAAAAAACAGAGAGAAAUAAAGAGAAGCGAGCUUUAAUCAUUUUGUGCUAGUGGAGAAGAUUGAAUAUUAAGGUUUUGAAGGAAGCGGAAGCUAAAGUAACGAGAGACUAGCCACAGGUUUGGCAACUGACAGAUAAGGUAUCAUGCGAACUGGUAAACCUGCUGAUGGCCUAGAAAAGAUAUGCAACGAGUAUCCUCGGGGGCAGAACCCGUAAUCCGGACUGGGCCACUACGAUGGUGUUAAGGCGACGCUAGAAGCAGCGCUGAGUAGAUAAAUUUGUUGCUACCGUCUGAUCAAGUGAGGACAUUGCACUCUUUCAUCCUUGUCGAAAAUGCUAAUGAAACAAAGAGGCUUCGGUCAUACCUUGUAGAUGGAUGCAUAAAGAUUCAUGAUAGUGUGCAAAGCAUAAGCAAGUGUAAGUUCAAAGUUUUCCACUCUUUGUAAGCCACAUAUGCCCUUGUCUCAGAAAUGAUGCUCCAUUGAAAAGUUAAGCCUUGAAUUCCCCGUCUUUUGAUGCUUUUUCGAGCAAUGCUAUAAGGAAAUUGCUAAACCACUUGGUCACGCAGUUCUACAUUUAAACAAUAUUCAUCUUUCUUUCUUUCUUCCACAACAGAAGAGCGAAGAAAUUCUCAUUCUUUUCCUCCCAAGGAUAUGGCCAUUGUUGCUUCUUCAUUCUUUAUCGACAAUGAAGUCUUCAUCAGUUUCAGAGAGGACACUCGUAAGAACUUUACUAGUCAUCUUUACUCUGCCUUAUGCCGGAAACACAUUCGAACCCACAUAGAUGAUCAGAAUCUCGAGAGAGGAGAUGAAAUUUCACCUGCACUUUCGAGAGCAAUUGAGGAAUCGAAGAUUUCAAUAGUCGUCUUCUCAAAAGAGUAUGCUUCUUCUAGAUGGUGCUUGAAUGAGCUCGUGCACAUUCUCAAAUGCAAGAAUGAAAGAGGUCAGAUUGUUUUACCCGUCUUUUACAACAUGGAUCCUUCGGAUAUUAGGAAACAGAAGGGGAGUUAUGCUAUUGCCUUUGCUGCACACGAAAAACGUUUUGAGCCGAACAAAGUGAAGGAGUGGAGAAAUGCUUUGAUUGCUGCAGCUGAUCUAUAUGGCUUUCAUUCACAAGAUGAGAAUCAUGAAGUUAGAGAUUUUGUUGCGCUCAAGGAAAAGAAGAAGAUGCAAGGAAUCAUGAAGUUACAGGUUUUGUGGUGCUGAAGCAAAACAAGAAGAUGCAGG
Messenger RNA from Morus notabilis, 1459 nucleotides. RefSeq names its product TMV resistance protein N. Gene Ontology annotation, biological process: signal transduction. The record is from RefSeq and is a predicted model, not a curated record. Bases 887 to 1438 code for a protein of 183 amino acids. The transcript has 9 exons. NCBI's taxonomy places the organism in Eukaryota, Viridiplantae, Streptophyta, Magnoliopsida, Rosales, Moraceae.